GUAUUAGACUUCAGUAGAGUUCGGCUUCAUUGACCUGCUGGUCGCUUUAAGGAGGCUGCGGUGUUUAUUAUAAGGUGAGGAACCAGGAGAGGAACCAGGAGAGGAACCAGGAAAGGAACCAGAAUUGUGACUGUCUGGACUCUUUUCUGUACAGUAGAUGAGGACUUAAAGGGAGUUUUUGGAUUCACCGAAAAUGAAACGAGUGAAAGCCACGAGGAGAUGAAUUUAACACCUGCACAUCCUGAUGGAGAAACAUCUGGUUCGUCCCUCCAGGAGCAUGCACACACUCAUCCAUCUGACCUGCUUCUCCUUUUGGAGGUACAUAAAAUCCCGCUGGAGAUCCUCUAUGUCCAGGAGAGCUUUACUCCUCACCUUUGCCUGCUUGUUUUACCUCUUCUGCUUGGAGUUGUGGAUCAGCCAUGGAGAUCAUGACCAAAAACUGACCAAAAGCAGGAGACGGAUGUUGGAAAGGAUUCCCGGUUCUCCUUCUCCAGCACGCUCCAAUGUGGUCUACAUCACCCUCAAGUCCAAAAAACACAAACCCUCUAUCCUGAGGGCAACGUUGCGCCCCAAAUCACGCAGGAAGAAGGUGAGGAACAGGAAAAACCAAAUCCAAGGUGCAGCUCAAAUUCAGGUAGAAGAAACACUAAGACUUGGUGACUCUAGAGACCCCUGGAGGCAAACUCUCUAUUCAUUUUAUAAACCAAAUCAGCUCAGUGAUGAUCACGACACUGGAAGCUCCAUCCGGAUGUACAGCCAAAAAUCUCCACCGUGGUUCAGCCAAGCUGAUAUAGAAACCAUGCGAUUCCUCUCCAAGUGCAAAAUUGGCCGUGUGGAAGUUCUCGAACCGGAGAACACUUCUCCUGUGCUCCUGUUUAAGAGUGUGAGAAGCUUUAAUCAGAGCUCAGCCCACUCAGGAGAGUGUGUUGGACAAUGUGGAGUUAUUAAGAGACCUGAGGAUAUAAGUGAAGUGUUUGCUUUUCACCUGGACCGAGUUUUAGGGCUCAACCGUAGUUUAGUGACCAUCAGCAGGAGGUUCCAAGCUCUGGACGGUCAGCUGUGUCCCGUCACCCCGUACGACCCAUCUGUUGUUGCGGUGCCCCAGUCGAGGUCAGGUUCUCUGAGGUGGAGCUUAUAUCAGACGUGGUUACAGUACCGGUGCUGGCAGCGCGGCGUUCCCAAACCCGAGUGGAGCUGCAGCAGCCUCCAUCACCACGAGUGGAGCAAAGUGACGCUGUUUGACUUCUUGCUGCAGAAUCACCAGCGGCUGGACAGGAACUGCUGCGGCUUCAGGCCACGCCCACAGGACAGCUGUGUCCAGCUCGGCUAUCACAGAGAGUGUGGUAACGAGGACAAGCUCGAGCUUUCACACAUCGUGCAUCGCAAGAAGGACCCGAGACGCCUCGUCUAUGUCAACAACAACGCCUUCUUCGACCGGGAUGAAGAAAACCUGGACUUCAAACUGCUCGAAGGAAUUAAAGAACUCCCUGAUGUAGCAGUGAGUGUGUUGCGCUCUCAGCAUCUUAGACAGAACCUCCUACAGUCCCUGUUUGUGGACGAACAGUUCUGGGAGAAUCAGGGAGGACGCCAAGGCAUCGACAAGCUCAUUGAUGUCAUCGAGAGACGCGCGAGAGUCUUACUGCGCUACAUUAACGCUCACGGCAUCAACGUCAUCGCCAUGAACUCCUGAGCAAACACAAGACAUGUCUUCGGUAGUUCAUUAAUUAUUACCUUUAAUUAAUGUUCAACAGUCACAUCAGUGUAGAGGUCACUUCCUUUCACCACAUCAUCAUCAUCAUCAUCAUUUUUCUAAUCAUUGGUCUACUGUAACAAAUCUAAUGUCUGUUUAUAAAGAAAUGUAUUUGGCCAAAAAUAAAUGUCCACCGUCUCAUCAGA
Messenger RNA from Tachysurus fulvidraco (yellow catfish), 1896 nucleotides. RefSeq names its product golgi associated kinase 1B (gene gask1b). Gene Ontology annotation, cellular component: Golgi apparatus. The transcript has 5 exons. The record is from RefSeq and is a predicted model, not a curated record. Bases 245 to 1690 code for a protein of 481 amino acids. Lineage: Eukaryota; Metazoa; Chordata; Actinopteri; Siluriformes; Bagridae.